AUGAUCGACGAGCGGGUCGCUGCUGCUCAGAGGAAGUUGCGUGUUGGUAGCGCUCACACAGCAGACCAUGAUAAGAUUGAGGAGCAGCGAAAAUGGCUUGACACAGAGGUUGAGAAGGUGCUCCAGAGGAAGAAAAAGAUGAAAGAAUUAGAAGAGGAGCUGAAGAAACGUGAAAUGAAUCUUGCCAAGAAAGAACUGAUGUUAAGAGAGAGAGGUGAACUAGAGAUAAAGAAACUUAGAUCAAGCCAGUCAAUAUCAAGGGAUAUGACUGGUUUGGUAUCACAGUUGCAGUCCGUGGAGAGAGAGAUUGAGGAGAAGAGCAACACGCUGAGAGUGAGUUUAGAUGCUCAGAAACCAGUGAUAGGCAAAGAGAUACUGGGAUUCAAGGCUGAAAGAGAGAGGCUUCUUCAACAGAGGGUCCAGCUUGAUGAAAAACUUCAACAUGGAACACUGCUAUCAGCUACGGAAGAGAGAAGAUUGAUAGAGUUAGAUGAAGGUGUAGAAGCACUAGAAGCAGCUAUUGAAUAUAAGAAUGACAUCAUAUCAACAAAGAAGAAAGAAUUACGGAAGAACGACCUUACACAAAGUGAAGCGAUGUUAAUGAGUCGUCUGAACAGUCUUGCCCCUAAUGAGACCAAGAGCCUUCUUGCCAAAUACUUUGAAAAGGUCAUUGACCUUAGAGAAGGAGACAGAAGAAAGGAGUUAGAAAUCAGUGAAUUAGAGAUGAAGUUAGAUGAGAGGGAGAGGGUGAUACGAACAUUGGAGGGCUCCCUCAGGAGUGCAGGGAUGGAGAGUGAGCAGAGAUUGAUAGAACAACAGAAGGAUUAUGAAAAGAAGGUCCAGGUGCUGAUGAGAGAAUUACAAGGAGAAGGAGGCGGAGGAGGAGAUGGAGGGUUUGCUGUAGAACACAAGCUGAAGGAACUGGAAAAGGAUCUGUUUUACUACAAGAAGACAAGUAGAGAAUUGAAGAAGAAACUGAGAGAUUUUGUACAGGCCAGUACCAGUUCAAGUAAUGGACAUGAAGAUGCUAAAGGACACCAAAGUGCUCGUGGGAUACCAGCGCAUGGAGGAGACGCUAUACCGAGGGAGGCCACGCCCGUAAGGAAGUCAAGGAGAGAGGUCCGUGAGCUGAGUGAAGCUGAAGUUUCCCUCAGAAAAUCAUCAGCAAGUCAGCGGUCGUCCAUGAUAGUUGAUUCAAUUGAGAGUGGAGCCAGUCAUGGAAACAAUCCAUGGAAUUAGAGUGAUGUGCCUUCUUAAUUCUAAAGCAAUGUGAGGUGCUCAUCUUAUCUUCAUUAGAUUAAACCCAUUGGAUACUGGAACCCGAGCAGUCCCCACAAAAAGUCUCUGGGAUUCACAAGAUUGAAUAGCAAAUAGGUUAAUCCAUUGCCAACUGAUCCCUGUACAAAGGGUAUGGGAAUCAGAAUUCAGGAGUCAACAGGUUAAUCCAUUGCCAACCCCUCACAAAAGUCUAUGGGAAUCACAGACGUCAGUUGUAUGUGGGUUAAGCAAUGAUACCGCUUUGAAUUUAAAAGAAGGAAUUCUGGCUCAAAAAUUAGCGACGGUACCUUGAUGCAGAAAAUUGCCAAAUCAACAAUGGGUGAUUUCAAAUCCGGUGUUGGCCUUGGUGUUGGUGUUUGUGCUGAAAUUUGGAUUGCUUCCCCUAGCUCCAGAACUUAUUCAGAGUUUGUAAAACUGAUCCAGAUCACAUUAUUGACAUCUCAACAACUAGUGAGUGACUUUUCGGGACCAUCUUCAUUUUAUGUUUGGUGUUUUAAUCGUGUAAAAAUUGACCUAACACCAACACCAAAAGGUCAACACUGAACUUGAAAUCACCCAAUGUGUAUGGGGGUACACAAUAAUGUAGGAGUGAGAAUCAUUUUGGAGACAAAUAUUAGCACCUAGUGCUAUAGCAAAAUGCCUGAUGUGUGAGCCUUGACAUAAAUAUGAAAGCUUUCUUUGUUAAAAGCAGGAAGCACUAUCAUUCCUAUGCUUUGAAUUUAAAAAGGCGAUGUGUAGGGUAGUGGUCAGUGCUUGAUAUGGAGUCCAUUUUUUGUUGGCAUCCUCUUUGAAUGUAAUGGUGCUAUGUGUAUAAAGUAAUUGCUCUUUGAUGUUCUUGUAUAAACAACCCCUGGUCAGUAGCUCAGCCUGCCCAAUUGUCUUACAGACUCUGCUUUCACAGAAUACUAGAAAUAAUACCUAGCGCCUAGAUUGAAAGUGUGUGAAGUACUGUAUCAUUUGGUCGUGAAUGAACAUAAUAAUCCAUCAAAUGUUCACAUAGAAAAUACUCAUGUCAUGCCAUUCAUAAACAAAUUGGCCCGUAUUCUGAAGUUGGGUUUAAUUUAAACUCUGGUUUUAAGUUGUGGUUUAACUAUGGAAAGCCAGUUGUUACAUAAAUCUCUACGAGAAGAGGUUCAAUGUAUCAGCUCAUUUGACUUCCAAAACAUUAUUAACUGCCUGGGAAGGAUAAGUAUGACAGUUGUCUUCACCAUUAAAUAAUUAGUGAAGAGCACAGUUAACAUGAGAAGCAUUCACUGUAAACAAAAUUUUGAAAUGUUUGGCUUCCCAUAAUUUUAGCAUAGAGUUAGACCAUGGUCUAAAUUAAACCUGACUUCAGAAUACGGGCCAUUUUGUUUAUGUACCUAGUUUUUGAAGCCUACAUGUAUAUAUGUAUCUUUGAAUUUGGUAUAUCCUCCCAAAAGUGCAUAUCACCAUCCCAUUUCAUUACUAGAUUAUAUUAAUUGGUUGUGGUGUGAAGGAUAUAAACUAAAAAUGUGUUUUAUUGGAUAAAUUGACAAAUUUUACAUCAGAAUAUCAUUUGAACAGGUGCCCAAUCAACAUAUGAUAUCUGCAUAUUUGUCGUGUUUGUAAUAAACACCUCAAGCACGGAAUGGGCUGAAAAUUUCAGGAUGUAAUAUUUGCCAGUCGCUUUUUAAUAUGCAGUUACUAAAUAUGUAAAGAAAUCACCCAAACAGCUAUAUUG
This is a messenger RNA of Lytechinus pictus (painted urchin), 2980 nucleotides long. Its product is annotated as kinesin-like protein kif7. The transcript has 12 exons. The record is from RefSeq and is a predicted model, not a curated record. NCBI's taxonomy places the organism in Eukaryota, Metazoa, Echinodermata, Echinoidea, Temnopleuroida, Toxopneustidae. The coding region runs from base 1 to 1239 and encodes 412 amino acids.